AUGUUCGUCCUUGCGGAUAUCGAAGACACAAUCAGUGUCCACCCAUCGGCGUUCGGCCAGCCACCACUCACGAGCAUCUCCGACCAGAUUAACAUCAAAUAUGCCAACAAGAUCCUUGUCGAUGUAGGACUAUGCAUCUCGCUAUUCGACAUCCUCUCCUGCUCUGAAGGCAAAGUGCGUUUCGGAGAUGGAUGCCUCUACCACCACGUCACAUUUCGAAUCAUCGUUUUCCGACCGUUCACACAAGAGGUCCUUACCGGCAAGAUCAAAUCGUCCGACGAAGCAGGCAUCCGUGUCACCAUGGGGUUCUUCGACGACGUGUACAUCCCGUAUCAUUUAAUCCCGAAACCGUGCGCAUUCGACCAUCAGGAGCGUGCGUGGUUCUGGCUGUACGAAGCCAGGACCGAACAGAUCGCAGCCGAUCCUCUACUCAGUCAGCCCGAGGAAAGAAUGUACCUCGACGCAGCAGAAGCAGUCAGGUUCACGGUAGAGUCGGACGAGUUCUGGGACGCGGAACCUGGUCCAGGCGCUGCAGCAGCGACAGCAGAUUCGUUGCAUCACAAAGAACAUACGGUGAAAGAGACCAAGCCUCACUACAGCAUCACGGCGAGCAUCGCCGGUAGUGGUCUCGGUCUGGUAUCGUGGUGGACAGGAGCCGAGGCAGCAGCGGAUCAGGCGGAGGAGUAUGCGGAAGAACAGCAGCAAGCAGAGAUGAUCGAGUCGACAUAG
Messenger RNA from Pseudozyma hubeiensis SY62, 729 nucleotides. RefSeq lists its product as hypothetical. The record is from RefSeq and is a predicted model, not a curated record. Lineage: Eukaryota; Fungi; Basidiomycota; Ustilaginomycetes; Ustilaginales; Ustilaginaceae. The transcript has a single exon. Gene Ontology annotation, cellular component: RNA polymerase III complex. Gene Ontology annotation, biological process: transcription initiation at RNA polymerase III promoter; DNA-templated transcription. The coding region runs from base 1 to 729 and encodes 242 amino acids.